This is a messenger RNA of Guillardia theta CCMP2712, 1531 nucleotides long. RefSeq lists its product as hypothetical. Gene Ontology annotation, molecular function: dihydrolipoyllysine-residue acetyltransferase activity. Bases 13 to 1491 code for a protein of 492 amino acids. Gene Ontology annotation, biological process: pyruvate decarboxylation to acetyl-CoA. The transcript is spliced from 5 exons. Lineage: Eukaryota; Cryptophyceae; Pyrenomonadales; Geminigeraceae. Gene Ontology annotation, cellular component: pyruvate dehydrogenase complex. The record is from RefSeq and is a predicted model, not a curated record.
AGCGAGGUCUCCAUGCCCGCCCUCUCCUCCACCAUGAAGGAGGGAAAGAUCGUCCAGUGGACCAAGUCCGUCGGCGACAAGAUCGAGGCCGGUGACAUCAUCAUGGUGGUGGAAUCGGACAAGGCAGACAUGGACGUUGAGGCGUUUGAGGAGGGAUACUUGGCCAAGAUUCUCGUUUCUGAUGGACAGUCAGCAGCCGUUGGCUCCCCUGUUGCCAUCAUCGUCCAGGACAAGUGUUUUCAAGUCUCACCCUCUUCCUGCAGGGACGACAUCGGCAAGGUCUCUGCUGCUGACGCUCCCGCUGCCAGCGCUCCAGCUGCCCCUGCCGCGGCUGCUGCCCCAGCUGCUGCUCCAGCUGCUGCUGCAGUUCCCGUCGCCGCACCUGCUCCUGCUGCUGCUGCCAGCAGAGCUGCUGGAGAUCGUGUCGUUGCCUCCCCACUUGCUAAGUCUCUUGCGGCUGAGCGCGGCAUCAACCUCGCCGACAUCGUGGGCACAGGACCCGGAGGACGCAUCACGUCCAUGGACGUUGAGAACUUCAAGGGAGGAUCCAAGAAGAAGGAGGACAAGGCCAGCGCUCCCAGCGGCCCCACCAUCGACAGGACAGGAGGAGGAGUCAUUCCUCCAGGCGCCAUCAUCGCCAGCCCGCAAGCCAAGAAGGCAGCCAAGCAGAGCGGUUUCGACCUCAAGAAGCUCGCGGGUAAGGGCACCGGCCCCUUCGGUCGCAUCACCGAGGAGGACGUCCUGCUCGCGGCCGGCAAGGCCCCAGCUGCCCCUCCUGCUGCUCCUGUCAAGUCCUCCCGCAAGGUCCCUGAGCUCCCCGACGGGCCUGUCGCCAUGACGGGCAUGCAAGUAGCGGUGGCGAACAACAUGGACGCUACUCUCAACGUCCCCAUCUUCCGCGUGUCGAGGAGCAUCACGACCGACAAGUUCGACGAGCUCUACGCGGCCCUCAAGCCCAAGGGCGUCACCGUCUCUGCCCUCCUCUCCCUCGCCGUCGCCCGCGUGCUCGAGAAGCAUCCCAUCAUGAACGCGCGCUACGACGCCGCGAGCAAGUCCAUCGUCUACCGCAAGGACAUCAACAUCGCCAACGCCGUCGCCAUCGACGGAGGGCUCAUCACCCCCGUGCUCAAGAACGCCAACAUGAUGGACAUCGAGACGCUGAGCGGGCAGUGGAAGGAGCUGGUGGGCAAGGCCAAGUCAGGCAAGCUGAGACCCGACGAGUUCCAGUCCGGCACCUUCACCAUCUCCAACCUCGGCAUGUUCGGCGUGAGCCAGUUUGGCGCCAUCCUUCCUCCGGGCCAGGGAACCAUCCUUGCUGUCGGAGGAGCGAAGGAGGUUGUGGUGAUGAAGAAUGGCGCGCCGAGCAGCGUCAAGCAGAUGGAGGUGACAGUCACGUGCGAUCAUCGGCACAUCUACGGAGCCGACGCUGCUCUCUUCCUCAAGAGCCUCGCGGAGAUGCUCGAAGAGCACCCGCUCGACAUCAUCCUGUAAGCUCCUCGCGUGCGUGCGGAAUAAACGAAAGAUGCACCUG